Messenger RNA from Drosophila albomicans, 1054 nucleotides. RefSeq lists its product as uncharacterized. The record is from RefSeq and is a predicted model, not a curated record. The coding region runs from base 63 to 959 and encodes 298 amino acids. The transcript has 3 exons. Gene Ontology annotation, molecular function: protein binding. NCBI's taxonomy places the organism in Eukaryota, Metazoa, Arthropoda, Insecta, Diptera, Drosophilidae.
CAAAAUCGUCACAGAACGCAAUCGAGCGUCGUUUGGAAAGAGUGCAAGAGAUCAAUAAUAAAAUGAGAACUUUCUACGUAUUUGCUCUGUUGUUGGUGGCAUCACAGGCCGUGGAAUUGGACAAGCCAGAGCAACAGCUUCCCGACAAGCUUCCCGUGCAUAUUCAAACACUGAUAACGAAUCACAUCAAUCAUGUGCUGCAGACGACAACGACGACGACACAAAAACCGCAUGGACAGACGGCCACAGUAUUAACUGGCCACGUGCCACAGUUGCAAGGCGAGGGAAAAGGAAAAUCUACAAUCGCUGUGCCGCAUUUGGAUUUGCUGCCGCCACAUGUUGAGCAGCCAAAGACAGUGCCGCAGGUGAUAAAUCAUACAGCAACUGGCACAUGGCAGCAGUAUGCAGCUCCUGUUGCCGGCCAUAACAAAGUGGUGAUGCCGCCGGUAUCACAGAUUGUGGUCACAGUGCCCGGCAAGCAGCCGCAACUGCACAAUGUUGGCGACAAGGUCAACCAGCUACACCAGAAAGUGAGCUAUAUAAUGCAACAGGCCGAGAAGCAUAUUCCCCUGGCCAUCAAUCAGGCGAUCAGCGAGCGCGAGAAGCUCAACGCACAGAAGGAGAAGCAAAAGCAAAAAGAGACGCAACACAGCAGCAGCAGCACAUCGACUACCUCAGCGCCAGAGCACCACAAGCUGCGUUUGAUUUCAUCGGAGGAGGUGCAAGUGCCUGAGUUGACUGAGGCGCAACGCGAUCUCCAGGAACUGGGCAAAUGCAACUACAAUUGUCCCGAGAAGGCGCUUCCCGUUUGUGCCUCCAAUGGCAAAUGUGUCGUCGAGUUUCCCGGUCAGUGUGAGCUAAGCCAAUGGAAUUGCUUCAACACCAAAAAUGUGUUCAGCCAAGUGCAUGAUGACGAGUGCCGGAACACGAUCAGAUGCUAUGAGCGUGAUAUGCAGUAAGCAGAUACUCAAGGAGAGGUCUAGAGAGAUGGAGAAACUGAGAUAGAAAUAUAGAAAACUGUAUUAAUGAAUUUACAAUUAAAUUUUUAAUAAAU